Messenger RNA from Lindgomyces ingoldianus, 1740 nucleotides. RefSeq names its product putative metallocarboxypeptidase ECM14. NCBI's taxonomy places the organism in Eukaryota, Fungi, Ascomycota, Dothideomycetes, Pleosporales, Lindgomycetaceae. Gene Ontology annotation, molecular function: metallocarboxypeptidase activity; zinc ion binding. The record is from RefSeq and is a predicted model, not a curated record. Bases 1 to 1740 code for a protein of 579 amino acids. Gene Ontology annotation, biological process: proteolysis. The transcript is spliced from 2 exons.
AUGCGUCAGCCGACGUUCACUGUCCUGAGCUUGCUGCUCCUCAGUCCCUCGCUCGCAACCCCCGCCCCGCAUGCCGCCUCCCAACAAUGCUCCCUCUUCGACACUCGCUGCCACAACCACCCCCCGCACCCCUGGAGAAGACUGUCAGACGCACUCAUUCGGCGGAUAUGGGGUCUUCCCGAGAAGCAGAAGGGCAAGGGCGCAGCCAAUGGCGACCCCGCGGCCGUUGGCGGCACCCCUGCGCGGAAGCUGCUGGCGCGGUACGGGGAAGACAUUGUGAUGCGGUUUAAUAUCACCACGGCAGAGGAGGCUUCGGCUCUAGCCGAUGCUUCCGACAUUCUUUUCCUGGAUGUGUGGGAGUUCAAUGAGAAUUGGUGCGACAUCAGAAUAGCAAAGGACGUGGUAUCUUCACUGCUCGGGCUUCUCCCCGCCUCCCUCCAGACUUCUCACGUGGCGCUCAUGCAAGAUCUCGACCUUGCGCAAGCCAUCUUCGACUCCUAUCCCACCCCUUCCGCUACUCAGUCCCACGACGGCGACCGCUCCUUCUCCCCCAGUCUCAAGACUUCCUCACAAUCCGAGAAUAUCUUUUUCCAGGACUACCAACCACUGUCUGUCAUUACACCCUGGAUGAACCUCCUUGCGUCCAUGUUCACGACCCAUGUUCGGCGGAUCAACGUUGGCAUCAGUUAUGAAGGACGCGACAUCCCUGCCCUGCGUGUCGGAGUUCACCCUACAAACGACGAGCAGCAGUCCUCUCCCCGGAAGACGGUCCUCAUUGUUGGGGGCUCUCAUGCGCGGGAGUGGAUUUCCACGAGCACUGUCAACUACCUGGCCUGGAGUCUGAUUACCUCCUACGGGAAGAUAAACACUGUGACGAAGAUGCUCGAAUCUUUUGACUUCGUCUUCGUGCCGACUUUGAAUCCCGAUGGGUAUGUGUACUCUUGGGAGACCGACCGGCUCUGGCGAAAGAACCGUCAGCCAACAAGUCUUCGGUUCUGCCGGGGAAUCGACCUCGACCGAAGCUACUCUUACCAAUGGGACGGCGACUCUACUCGCCAAAAUCCAUGCAGCGAGUCCUUUGCUGGAGAUGCUCCUUUUGACGGUGCUGAGGCCCAACGGUUCGCCGAAUGGGCCAAGAACGAGACCGAGAACAACAACGUCGAUUUUGUGGGGUUUCUCGACCUACACUCGUACUCUCAGCAAGUUCUCUAUCCAUAUUCAUUUUCAUGCUAUCAGGAGCCACCCACCAUUGAGGACCUCGAGGAACUGGCCAUGGGGCUCGCCAAGGCCAUCCGCGUAUCUCACAAAGGGCACCCUUACCAAGUGACCUCUGCUUGUGAGGGCAAUGUCGCCGUGUCAAAGAACUCAAAAGAUGGGAAAGGCCGGAAGGUUCUUCCACGUAUUGAGUCGAGCGGGGGAAGUGCCCUUGACUGGUUCUACCAUGAGCUUAGAGUCAAAUACGCCUAUCAAAUCAAGCUUAGAGAUACGGGAAGUUACGGGUUCUUGCUGCCUAAAGAAAAUAUCGUCCCAACAGGCAAAGAGCUUCUUGACGCUGUUCUUUAUCUUGGUCGUUUCAUGCUUGGAGAGGUUGGGUUUGAGACUAGCGGUGCUCCAGGUACUGCGUCCGAGGAACCAGUUCUAAAGGUUCUGCAACAUGAUGAGCAUGGGAAUGUGGAGGAGACGCAGGAUUGGGAUUAUGAAGAUUCGCCAAUGGAGCUCCGGCGGAGGCGGAAACGGUAA